Messenger RNA from Caenorhabditis sp. 36 PRJEB53466, 1686 nucleotides. The record is from the annotation of a GenBank genome assembly. NCBI's taxonomy places the organism in Eukaryota, Metazoa, Nematoda, Chromadorea, Rhabditida, Rhabditidae.
AUGGGAAAACACGAGAAAGGAAGCGCGAAAGAGCUGGCGAAUCGCACGAAAUCGAAAGGAUUGCAAAAAUUGAAAUGGCAAGUCAUUCAAAAAAUGCGAUCUCUCCUCAAAAACACGAAUUUUGCAGGUUUUGUCAAAUGUGUCAGAAGCAGUGCCGCGACGCGAACGGAUUCAAGUGCCAUCUGACUUCGGAGGCACAUCAACGCCAACUUUUGCUGUUCGCCGAAAACUCGAAUCAAUAUUUGCGACAGUUUUCCAACGAUUUCGAAAAGAAUUUCAUGCAACUGCUGCGCACCUCGUACGGAACGAAGCGUGUUCGUGCGAAUGAGGUCUACAAUGUGUAUAUUAAGGAUAAGGUAGGCCAAUUGUAUCGAUUAAAUGCUAAAAAUUCGAAAAUUGACAGAAUUAUCUUGAGAAAAUCGGAAAUGCGCCGAUUUGCUGCAGCAACGCUCAUUUUUCCUUGCAAAAUUUACGAGAAAAAGAGUUUUUCGCUAACUUUUUUCUUUCACACAUGUCAAAAUAAUCGUGGUUUCCAUGCGUUUCUCAGUUUUCCCGCCAAAUUUUACACAUUUUCCUCAAAUCUCAAAAACAUUUUCAAAACCAAACGAUUUCAGGGCCACGUGCAUAUGAACUCGACAGUGUGGCACUCGCUGACCGGCUUCAUCCAAUAUCUGGGCUCGUCGGGAAAGUGCAAGAUCGACGAGGGCGACAAAGGAUGGUACAUUGCCUACAUCGACCAGGAGGCGGUCAUUCGGAAGGAGGAGGAUCAGAGGAAGGCGCAGCAGGAGAAGGACGACCAAGAACGGCACAUGGCCAUCAUGGAGGGCAUGGUCCAGCGGGGACUCGAACUCGACGACGGACACAAUUACGAGGCGACCGAGCUGCUAAGGGACACGCCCGAUCAGAAAAUCACUUUGGAGUUGAACCUGGGACAGAAAAAGCCGACUCUGGAAGAGCUGAAUCGACCCACAACAUCCAGUGUGUCGGUCUUCGAUUUGAAAGUAAACACGAAGAAGGAGGAGCCCGAAUCGGACGGGGAGCAAUCCAAAAAAAGAGCGGAGAAGAAGAGAAGAAGGAGUAGAAGUAGAAGUCCGGAGAAGCGGAAGGACGGAAAACGCGAGAAGAAGAGCGCGUUGGACGAGAUUAAAGAGAUGGAGGAACGGAAAAAGGAGCGGAAGAACAGGAAAGACUACUGGAUGGCCGAGGGAAUUGUGGUCAAGGUAAGCGGUUCGAAAUGUGUGGGAAAAUGAGAAUUUUGUGCGUGUGUUCCCAGGUUUAACGCACAUUUUUGCAGAUAAUCACAAAAUCGCUGGGCUCGGAGUACUACAAAUCGAAAGGAGUGGUGAAGAAGAUGUUGGACGAGUACACGGCGCAAGUGAAACUCGACGACGGCACGAUUGUGAAGCUGGACCAAUCGCACGUCGAGACGGUCAUUCCGUCGAUCGGAAGACACAUGCUCGUCGUGAACGGCGCCUAUCGAGGCAGCGAAGCGGUUAGUCACGGAAAAACGGCACCUUUUGAGCCGUUUUCCGGUCAAAUACGCACAAAACUCAACAUUUUCCAUUUUUGCAGAUCCUCGAGAGCAUCGACGAGAAAAACUAUUGUCUGAAUGUGAAAAUCGCGGGCGGACCGUUGCGCGGACGUCAAAUUCAGGUACCGUACGAGGACGCGAGCAAAUUGGCCUAA